UCUACAAGGUAGCUACCACGUUCGCCCCACAGAGCGCUCCUUCACAGAAAACGAAAAAAAACAACUCUCUCCCUUAUCCUCAUUAUGCCUCGCAUCAUACGACUUGCUCCUAACGCUGUCUUGAGACUCGGUCCGCCCUCUCCAGAUUGUUCUGACUCUGAUACGUGUCAGAUAACUGACAAACCAAAACGUCAGGACACGUCCUCGCUCAAAAUCAUUAUUCCCGCGCGCAUGAAACGCCUCGUCAAGCAUCAGCGGCGCUCCAGCUCUUCUGAGCGCUCCGACUCAGAACUCCCCUCAGUAGAAGAGUCACGAAGCCAGACAGACAAAAGUCAGGAUAAAUCAGACAUGCCGCGUCUGACCAUCAAAAUUAGGCCCUUGCAACACCCGAUUCCCGUUGCAGCGGAUCAUAACUCGGGCGAUGGUAAUGCACAGGACAACGAGAAGGAGGAGACCCGAAGCCUUACCGAAGUAAGUGGGGCUGAAUCGGGUGCGCCUCGUCUGCUUAUUAGACUUCAGCCCCGCCAGAGUGUUAUCGCGACGGAUGACAACUCCGACGAUGGUAAUGCACAGGAGAACGAGGAGGAUAGCAGUUACUCCGAGAGUUGCGACAAUGAAUCGGCGGAGGAAUACUUACCUCCACGUAAGCGCCAGCGUCGAUGUCUUGAAGCCAUCUCCAACCUCCCGUCAUCGCGGGACCUCUCCCCCACUUCUGCUUCCCCUAAGCACAAUAAGGGAGUCUACCCACUGUAAGGUGUCUGUGUCAAUAAUACGAACAUCAAUGAAAUAUUAGCUGGGUGCUAUAGAUGUCCUUCGUUCGAAGGGCAGUGAAGAGCGAUUGGUGGGGAAGAUGAAGGUGUACAAGCGCAGCCGCUACUGUGAAAUAUUUACGACGUUAAUGAAUUGGAUUCGGACAAAGCAUGGUCACAAAUUGAUUUUCUGUGACGGUAUGCUUGAUCUUGUUACCCGUUUCUGAAACAAGGC
This is a messenger RNA of Suillus clintonianus, 984 nucleotides long. RefSeq lists its product as uncharacterized. Lineage: Eukaryota; Fungi; Basidiomycota; Agaricomycetes; Boletales; Suillaceae. The coding region runs from base 85 to 753 and encodes 222 amino acids. The transcript has 2 exons. The record is from RefSeq and is a predicted model, not a curated record.